Molecule: messenger RNA, 11029 nt
Organism: Colossoma macropomum (tambaqui)
Lineage: Eukaryota; Metazoa; Chordata; Actinopteri; Characiformes; Serrasalmidae
Product: probable ubiquitin carboxyl-terminal hydrolase FAF-X
Exons: 45
Coding region: 958-8631 (2557 amino acids)
Biological process (GO): protein deubiquitination; cell migration
Cellular component (GO): nucleus; cytosol
Molecular function (GO): cysteine-type deubiquitinase activity; cysteine-type endopeptidase activity
Source: RefSeq, a predicted model, not a curated record
CAACUUUACAAAAAAUGAGUGAGAAUAACAGUAACGGCAAGCCCUGUUAACAUUUUAAGAAACAUUGGGUUAACCUAGUGUAGACGUUGUUCUACGCGUUGUUCUGACGAAGCACGCUGCUCAGAUGAAAAGUUCAGUGUGGAAACACAGGUCGACAGAUAUUUCGUUGAGCUCACUGUCCGAGUCUGCCAUCAGUUGUCACCACCACCGCCGCCGCUGCACAACCGAGGACAAAAACAGGCAACUGACAGACUCAGAAUCCUCGAGCGAUCCGUAAUGUCCUCAGUUCUUUCUGGACUGAACUAAAAGGCCGGUGCCAUUAGCAGCAGUUGUCAUCUUUAAAGUUACACAAACACAACAGCGGAGCGCGGUGAGAGCACUCCUGUAACGGAAACCGUGCCAGUCGCUCCGUUUUGUCUAGACGGGAUAAAAUGAUCCGAAGCGAAUGGAUAUUAGGAUCCCUGUCUUGUGCGUUUUAAAUCGGGACUGAGAGUUGCAUAUUUGUCUGUCUCUGCUUGUCCGAGCGUGCGCUGCCGCCAUAUUGAGGAGUCCUGCUGGUGACUGGCUGUUGGGACUGAAUUGUCAAGCUCGGAGCGUUAGACUAGUGGCGUUAGGGGGCUACUGGUGACGCAGGAAAAACACCCAGACAGGAGACAAGAAAUUCAAGGAAGCAGGAGCACUCUAGCAGCCUAAUGCAUGCCCGAAAGUCUUAUUAAAGACACGUUAUUAAUGCCGUGGAUUGUGUAAUCUCGAUAAAAACUGGACUAGUGGUCAUAAGGAAGUCUCAUCUAAUUUCUGGGUAAUGCAAUGGUCACUGCAACUCAGCAUAAGUCUCAGCUGCUGCUCUUCCACUCAGUCACCCUCUGGUUCCACCUUGCUGCCUUCCAGGCAGUGAUUUCCCACCUGACUCCUACCACAUAAGCGGACAAAAUUGCAAAGAUUUGCCCUGUGUCGAGCAUGACUGCCACCACCCGGGGCUCCCCUGUGGGGAGCAGCGACAACCAGGGCCAGAGCCAAGCUCCGGAUGGCCAGAGCCAAACCCUGCUUCCCCAGAACCAGACGCCCUCUCCCAACUCCUCUAAUGAAACGUCUCCGCUGAGUCCACCAGAGGAGCAGGGGCAGAGUGAUGCUCAGCAGGCACAGGAAGAGGAGGAGCCAGCCUUUCCCCACACAGACUUGGCCAAGCUGGAUGACAUGAUCAACCGACCUCGCUGGGUGGUCCCAGUCUUGCCAAAGGGGGAGCUGGAAGUUCUACUUGAAGCUGCUAUAGAUCUUAGUAAAAAAGGGCUUGACGUGAAGUGUGAGGCAUGUCAGAGGUUUUUCCGAGAUGGUCUGACAAUCUCGUUCACGAAAAUACUGACAGAUGAGGCAGUGAGUGGCUGGAAGUUUGAAAUUCAUAGGUGCAUCAUCAAUAACACUCACCGCCUGGUGGAGCUCUGUGUGGUCAAACUGUCUCAAGAUUGGUUUCCUCUGCUUGAGCUACUAGCCAUGGCAACCAACCCUCACUGCAAGUUUCACAUCUACAACGGGACUCGCCCGUCUGAGAGUGUGCCUGCUGGUGCCCAGCUCGCUGAUGAUGAGCUGUUUGCACGUCCACCAGACCCUCGUUCACCUAAGGGCUGGCUGGUGGACCUCAUAAAUAAAUUUGGCACACUGAACGGGUUCCAGAUUCUGCAUGAUCGUUUCAUGAGUGGCCAGGCUCUUAAUGUGCAGAUAAUUGCAGCUCUCAUCAAGCCUUUUGGGCAGUGUUAUGAGUUCUUGACGUUGCACACAGUGAAGAAGUUCUUCUUGCCUGUGAUUGAGAUGGUUCCACAGUUUUUGGAGAACCUCACAGAUGAGGAACUUAAGAAAGAGGCCAAGAAUGAGGCCAAGAAUGAUGCCCUUUCCAUGAUCAUCAAGUCACUGAAGAAUUUGGCGUCUAGAGUACCAGGCCAAGAAGAAACCGUCAAGAAUUUAGAAAUCUUUAGGUUAAAAAUGAUCCUUAGGUUAUUGCAAAUUUCAUCUUUUAAUGGAAAAAUGAAUGCACUAAAUGAAGUGAACAAAGUGAUCUCCAGCGUUUCAUAUUACACCCAUCGCCAUGGAAACCCAGAGGAAGAGGAGUGGCUCACUGCUGAAAGAAUGGCGGAAUGGAUUCAGCAAAAUAACAUUCUGUCGAUUGUGCUGAGAGACAGUCUGCACCAGCCUCAGUAUGUGGAGAAACUAGAGAAGAUACUGCGCUUUGUCAUUAAAGAAAAAGCCCUCACUUUACAGGACCUGGACAACAUCUGGGCUGCUCAGGCUGGUAAGCAUGAGGCCAUUGUGAAGAAUGUCCAUGAUCUGCUGGCAAAGCUGGCUUGGGACUUCUCUCCUGAGCAGCUGGACCAUCUCUUUGAUUGUUUCAAGGCAAGUUGGACGAAUGCGAGCAAGAAGCAGAGGGAAAAGCUGCUGGAGUUGAUCCGCAGACUUGCAGAGGAUGACAAGGAUGGAGUGAUGGCUCACAAGGUGCUCAACCUGUUGUGGAACUUGGCACACAGUGAUGACGUCCCUGUCGACAUCAUGGAUCAGGCCUUGAGUGCCCACAUCAAGAUUUUGGACUACAGCUGUUCUCAGGACCGAGACACACAGAAGAUCCAGUGGAUUGACCGUUUCAUUGAGGAACUACGAACCAAUGAUAAGUGGGUGAUCCCAGCUCUGAAACAGAUCAGAGAGAUCUGUAGCCUGUUUGGAGAAGCCCCUCAGAACCUCAGCCAGACGCAGCGGAGUCCUCACGUGUUUUACCGUCAUGACCUGAUCAACCAGCUGCAGCACAACCAUGCUCUGGUCACCCUGGUUGCAGAGAACCUGUCUGCUUACAUGGAGAACAUGAGACAGUUCUCUAAAGAGCACACAGGCUUCGAUCCUCAGACGGUUCGAGUGGGCAGCCGCUACAGCCAUGUGCAGGAAGUUCAGGAGAGGCUCAACUUCCUGAGGUUUCUGCUGAAGGAUGGGCAGCUGUGGCUGUGCGCUCCUCAGGCUAAGCAGAUCUGGAAGUGCCUGGCAGAGAACGCAGUCUUCCUCUGUGACAGAGAAGCUUGUUUCAAAUGGUACUCUAAACUCAUGGGUGAUGAGCCUGACCUUGAUCCGGACAUCAACAAGGACUUCUUUGAGAACAAUGUGCUACAGCUGGACCCCUCACUUCUGACAGAGAACGGGAUGAAGUGCUUUGAACGCUUCUUUAAAGCAGUGAACUGUAGGGAGGGCAAGCUAGUAGCGAAGCGCAGGGCAUACAUGAUGGACGAUCUAGAACUCAUUGGCCUCGACUACCUCUGGAGGGUUGUGAUUCAAGGGAGUGACGACAUUGCCACUCGUGCAAUAGACUUGCUGAAAGAGAUUUACACCAACCUUGGACCAAAACUACAAGUCAAUCAGGUAGAGAUCCAUGAAGACUUCAUCCAGUCCUGUUUUGACCGUCUGAAGGCCUCGUAUGACACGCUUUGUGUGUUGGAUGGGGACAAGGACAGCAUAAACUGUGCUCGCCAAGAAGCAAUUCGUAUGGUCAGGGUGCUGACUGUGCUUAAAGAAUACAUUAAUGAAUGUGAUAGCGACUAUCAUGAGGAGCGGACCAUUCUUCCCAUGUCUAGGGCGUUUCGUGGGAAGCACAUCACCCUGGUGGUGCGGUUUCCUAACCAGGGCCGGCAGGUGGAUGACCUGGACAUCUGGUCUCACACCAAUGACACGAUUGGCUCUGUGCGUCGCUGCAUCCUCAACCGUAUCAAAGCCAACAGCACACACACCAAAAUCGAGCUUUUUAUUGGAGGAGAGAUUGUGGACCCAGCAGAUGAUCGCAAGCUGAUUGGACAGCUCAACCUUAAAGACAAAACUCUGAUCACAGCGAAACUGACCCAGGUUAGCUCCAACAUGCCCUCUAGUCCUGACAGCUCCUCUGACUCGUCCACGGGGUCACCUGGUAACCAUGGCAAUCACUACAGCGAUGGGCCCAACCCGGAGGUGGAGAGUUGCCUACCUGGAGUGAUCAUGUCGCUGCACCUGCGGUACAUCUCAUUCCUCUGGCAAGUUGCUGAUUUGGGCUGCACUUUAAACAUGCCUCUGUUACGGGAUGGGGCCAGGGUCCUUAUGAAGCUCAUACCUCCAGAUAACACUACAGUGGAGAACCUGCGAGCGAUUUGUCUGGAUCACGCCAAGCUGGGAGAGAACAGCCUUAGCCCCACGCUAGACUCCCGAUUCUUCGGACCCUCCCCGUCACAAGUGCUCUACCUCACUGAGGUUGUGUAUGCUCUUCUGAUGCCAGCCAGUGGCACUCUAGGAGAAGAUGCCAGUGACUUCCAGUACAACUUCCUGAAGAGUGGAGGUCUCCCUCUAGUACUCGGCAUGCUUACAAGGAACAACUUUCUGCCAAAUGCUGACAUGGAGACGCGCCGUGGAGCCUACCUGAACGCCCUGAAGAUCGCUAAGCUCCUGCUGACUGCCAUUGGCUUUGGGCAUGUUAAAGCAGUGGCAGAGGCGUGCCAACCUGUGGUAGAGGGAACCAACCCUGCAUCGCCAAUAAAUCAGGCAACUCAUGACCAAGCUUUGGUGCUUCAAAAUGCUCUCCAGAACAUUCCCAACCCUGCCUCCGAGUGCAUGCUGCGCAAUGUAGCUAUUCGACUGGCCCAGCAGAUCUCAGAUGAGAAUUUCUUCCAGGCUUCAAAGUACAUCCCAGACAUCUGUGUAAUACGGGCAGUACAGAAGAUUGUGUGGGCGUCAGGCUGUGGAAGCGUUCAGCUGGUCUUCAGCUCCAAUGAGGAGAUCAGCAAGAUCUAUGAGAAGACUAAUGCAGGUAAUGAGCCGGAUGCAGAGGACGAGCAGGUGUGCUGUGAGGCUCUGGAGGCCAUGACGCUGUGCUUCGCUCUCAUGCCCACAGCCUUGGACACACUCAGCAAGGAAAAGGCUUGGCAGACUUUCAUCAUUGACCUGCUUUUGCACUGCCAGAGCAAGUUGGUCCGUCAGAUGGCUCAGGAGCAGUUUUUCCUCAUGGCCACCAGGUGUUGCAUGGGCCACCGACCUCUUCUCUUUUUCAUUACCCUGCUCUUUACUGUUCUGGGAAGCACUGCAAAGGAAAGAGCAAAGCAUGCAGGUGAUUACUUUACCCUUUUGAGGCACUUACUCAACUAUGCAUACAACAGCAACAUCAACCUGCCCAACGCUGAGGUCCUGCUCAACAAUGAGAUUGACUGGCUGAAGAGAAUCAGGGAUGAGGUGAAGAGAACAGGGGAGACUGGGGUGGAAGAGACUAUUCUAGAAGGUCACCUGGGGGUCACCAAGGAACUAUUGGCUUUCCAAUCCCCUGAGAAGAAAUUCUGCAUUGGCUGUGAGAAGGGUGGAGCAAACCUCAUCAAGGAGCUGAUAGAUGAUUUCAUCUUCCCAGCAUCUAAUGUUUACCUGCAGUAUGUGAAGACUGGGGAGUUCCCUGCCGAACAGGCAAUCCCAGUGUGCAGUAGUCCUGCUACAAUCAAUGCUGGCUUUGAGCUGCUUGUGGCCCUUGCUGUGGGAUGUGUACGCAAUUUGAAGCAGAUUGUGGACACGCUCACAGAAAUGUACUACCAAGGUUGUGAGGCUCUUACAGAGUGGGAGUACCUCCCACCUGUUGGGCCGCGACCCACUAAAGGAUUUGUAGGCCUGAAGAACGCAGGAGCCACGUGCUACAUGAACUCAGUGAUCCAGCAGUUGUACAUGAUCCCCCCAAUCCGAAAUGGCAUUCUGGCCAUUGAGGGCACUGGCAGUGAUGUGGAUGAUGAUAUGUCUGGAGACGAAAAGCAGGAUAGCGAGAGUAAUGUGGACCCAAGGGAUGAAGUGUUCAGUUAUCACCACCAGUUUGAUGACAAGCCCUCUCUCAAUAAGGCUGAGGACCGCAAGGAGUACAACAUUGGAGUGCUGCGCCACCUGCAGGUCAUCUUUGGCCAUCUUGCUGCAUCCCAACUGCAGUAUUAUGUACCCAGAGGCUUCUGGAAGCAGUUCAGGUUAUGGGGGGAACCAGUCAAUUUGAGGGAACAACACGAUGCCCUUGAGUUUUUUAACUCUCUCGUGGACAGCCUGGACGAGGCACUGAAGGCUCUUGGCCAUCCCAGCAUGCUUAGCAGAGUCCUGGGUGGCUCAUUUGCAGACCAGAAGAUCUGCCAGGGAUGUCCUCACAGGUAUGAGUGUGAAGAGUCCUUCACCACAUUGAAUGUAGACAUCAGGAACCAUCAGAACCUCCUAGACUCCAUGGAACAGUAUGUCAAAGGGGACUUGCUGGAAGGAGCCAAUGCUUACCACUGUGAAAAAUGCAACAAGAAGGUUGAUACAGUGAAACGCCUCUUGAUUAAGAAGCUUCCCCCAGUACUGGCCAUCCAGCUCAAACGUUUCGACUACGACUGGGAACGUGAGUGUGCCAUAAAGUUCAAUGACUACUUCGAGUUCCCACGUGAACUCGACAUGGAGCCAUACACAGUGGCGGGUGUCGCUAAGCUGGAGGGUGACGAGCUGUCUCCGGAGAGUCAGGUCAUCCAUCAGAACCCACCUUUAGAGUCGGAGUCAGGCAGAAGCUCCCGUUAUCGGCUGGUGGGUGUGUUGGUGCACUCAGGCCAAGCUAGCGGUGGACACUACUACUCCUACAUUGUCCAACGGCAUGGCGAUGGAAGUGAUGGCCAGCGGGAUCGCUGGUACAAGUUCGAUGAUGGCGACGUCACUGAGUGCAAAAUGGAUGAUGACGAGGAGAUGAAGAACCAGUGCUUCGGUGGAGAGUACAUGGGCGAAGUGUUUGACCACAUGAUGAAGCGCAUGUCGUACCGCCGGCAGAAGCGCUGGUGGAAUGCUUACAUACUUUUCUAUGAGCGCAUGGACACAGCUGGGGGCGACAGCGAGCUGUUAAAGUAUAUAGCUGAGCUAACGCUUACACCGAAGCCUCACCAGCUCAAAAUGCCCUCAGCUAUCGAGUGCAGUGUGCGCAAGCAGAAUGUACAGUUCAUGCACAGCCGCAUGCAGUACAGCCUAGAGUACUUCCAGUUCAUCAAAAAAUUACUGACCUGCAAUAGUGUGUACCUGAACCCUCCUCCAGGUCAAGAUCACCUACUACCUGAAGCUGAAGAAAUAGCAAUGAUUAGUAUUCAGCUUGCUGCUAGAUUCCUGUUCAGCACAGGAUUCCACACAAAGAAAGUAGUCCGAGGACCUGCUAGUGACUGGUACGAUGCCCUGUGCAUCUUAUUGCGUCACAGCAAGAAUGUCCGCAGCUGGUUUGCACACAACGUCCUCUUUGCCUUCCCCACACGGUUCUCUGAGUAUUUAUUGGAGUGUCCAAGCGCUGAGGUCCGAGGAGCCUUCUCCAAACUCAUAGUGUUCAUUGCACACUUUUCGCUACAGGAUGGACCAUGCCCCGCUCCUGUUACCUCACCAGGGUCCUCCACGCAGACCUGUGACAAUCUGACCCUGAGUGAUCACCUGUUGCGAGCAGUACUUAACCUGCUGAGGAGGGAAGUGUCUGAGCAUGGACGUCACCUUCAGCAGUACUUCAACCUCUUUGUCAUGUAUGCCAACCUGGGUUUGGCAGAGAAGACGCAGCUGUUGAAGUUGAGUGUUCCAGCUACAUUCAUGUUGGUCGCUCUGGAUGAGGGUCCUGGUCCCCCCAUUAAGUACCAGUAUGCAGAGCUUGGCAAGCUGUACACAGUUGUGUCUCAGCUGGUCCGAUGUUGUGAUGUGUCAUCGCGCAUGCAGUCCUCAAUUAACGGUAAUCCAGCUCUUCCGAACCCUUAUGGUGACUCCAACCUCACGGCCCCCAUAAUGCCUCUUCAGCAGCUGGUGGCAGAAAUACUUUUCGUGCGCACAAGCUAUGUGAAGAAGAUCAUUGAGGACUGCAGUAACUCUGAGGAGACAGUCAAACUGCUGCGUUUCUGCUGCUGGGAGAACCCUCAGUUCUCUUCCACCGUACUCAGUGAACUUCUGUGGCAGGUGGCAUACUCCUAUACUUAUGAGCUGAGGCCUUAUCUGGACCUCCUACUCCAGAUCCUGCUGAUUGAGGACUCAUGGCAGACGCAUAGGAUCCACAAUGUGCUCAAGGGAAUUCCUGAUGACCGGGAUGGCCUGUUUGAUACCAUCCAGCGCUCCAAGAAUCACUAUCAGAAGAGGGCUUAUCAAUGCAUCAAAUGCAUGGUGGCUCUCUUCAGCAACUGCUCUGUGGCAUACCAGAUCCUACAGAGUAAUGGGGACUUGAAAAGAAAAUGGACAUGGGCAGUGGAGUGGCUGGGCGAUGAGCUGGAGAGGAGGCCAUACACAGGAAACCCUCAGUAUAGCUACAACAACUGGUCUCCUCCAGUACAGAGUAAUGAAACCUCUAACGGCUACUUUCUAGAACGAUCUCACAGUGCCAGGAUGACGUUGGCUAAGGCCUGCGAACUCUGUCCUGAGGAGGAGCCUGAUGAUCAGGAAGCUCCAGAUGACCAUGAUUCUUCCCCUCCAGAGGACACAGCACUCUACCCCCACUCACCUGGGACACAGUAUCAACAGCCAAACAACCACCCCCAUGGGCAACCUUACACAGGCCCAGCUGCCCAGCACAUGAACAACCCUCAGCGCCCCCCCCAGAGGCCUCAGGAGAGCUGGGAGGGCACAGAGGAGGUGCCCCCUGUUCAGACGAAAGAGUAGCCAACCGCCCCAAGCCUUGCCUCUCAACCCUGUCCCGACUUCGUCUGACUGACGGCUUUGUUGGGGCAUGCCCAGGCCUUACAAGCACCUGCCACCGUUUCUCCAGGACAGAACAACCUCCACGCUCCCUCUUAAACCACCUCUACUCAAGUUGUUCAACUUACUCCUUCCUGCCCAGCUGUAACAGUUACCACCCCUUCCUUUUUUUUUCCUUCUCAUGUCUAACUUCCGCCUGUCUCUGUGUCGCAGGAUUCAGCUGAUUGAGUGUGAUAAAACUGGAGUGGAUUUGAGUCUCAACACUGACUGCCCUGCUGAGCUCGGUGCACAAACACAUGCACACAUAAACAUGCUGCCUAUGUACAGCACUUUGUGUAAAGAAGGAUAGCCUGUGGGGUGAUUGUGUGCAGUAAUGGGGAUGGUGUACAUAGUGUGUAUACAUUUUGGACCACUAAGUAACCACCAACUGUAACAGCAACUGCCAAAUUUUCUGAUGGUGUCCAGGACUUGAUCAUCUACAAGAUCUUUAAACAGUUGGAUUACAAAAUGUUAAUAUAAAGGGGAGGGGGACUGCAGACAAGACUUGACACUGAACGUGGGGGAGGAGGUUGUGUUUUCAUGCUUCAGAUGGCAAGAAGAUUACCUCUGCUUGGUCUUGAUGGACACUGGUCUGACUGCAUUAAGACUAAUAAAAUCUGAUGCCCUUCAAUGACUCUUUGCGGGGACUUUGGCUGGACUUUGGUGUCAAUAUGAGGGUUUGGAACAUGGGCAGAUCUAAAAGCACUUCUCUGCAUUUUUUUUCCACCAAUCUUUUUGAUAUCACUGGGGUAACUUUGGCUGGCUUAGAGUUUGAAGUAUGCCACAGAACGCUUCUCUGGGUUUGAUCUUGAACACUGCUGCUGUCGUGCUACUACAGCCCUCUUCUUUUUCUCCUGCCGCCACUUUCACCUCUAACAUAACGUAGGCCUCAUUAGCGGCCAUUGUGACUGCUCAGCUGCACAAUAUCUCCACGGUCCCCGUUUGUCUUUCACUCCAAUAAGUGAACAUUUAAACUAAUAGUGAAGGGUAGCACUUUGGCAGUUGAAUAAAAGGAAAGAUCACUUUUCAGCUUGGAUUCGUCUAGUUGUGACUCAACCCCUAGGACAUGUGCCACUUCCCCAGUCGCUGUACAGUCAGAGCCCCCGGCCACCUACCUGUAAUACUGUGUCCAAGGAGAUUCUGUCAGGGUUGGAGAGUUAGUUUCAGCGUGAUGCUUUGUGACUAGCAUUCUGUGGGAUUUGUCAGCGUCAGAACAUACUGUACUGCAUUUAUUUCAUGAAUUUGUGGAUUUCUUUUAUGCUUUUGUCUAAAAUACCAAAAAAAACCUUGCAAAAGAUGAAUCAAGUCCACAAUAUUAUAUAUAGCUGUUUUCUUUUAUAGAUGUUAUUUUGCUGAAUUUGCAAAGACAGUGUUUGAUUUAAAAGGAAAAAAUGUCUGUUAUUUUUACGAGGAGAUAUUUACUGUACAGAAAAGUCGUGCUCCCUUCUCUGGCCAGCUUUUGAUUUGCUGAUGGCGUGAGGUUGAUUCUGGAGCUAUAGUAGCCAUGUUUCACUUGAAGGUUUCUUUCUCUGCACAAAAAGUACAAUAACAAGCUCAUUGCUCUACAAGUAAAAAUAAACAUGUAAAUGCAGUGCGAACUUUAUUAGCUUUCUAAUGUUUCAUUUGUGGUACAUUUUGUAAAUAUCUAAUGCACGCAAAAAGUAAAAUGAAAAAAAAACAUGCAUAAAUACGGCAAAAUGUCUCAUGGUUGUGAAAUAAGUUGUCUCCUGGUGGAUUUUUCCUCAGUAGACUGCAUCACAUUGUCUGGAGUUCUGUAGAAAAUACAUGGAUUUGCUGGAGGCUGCCCUAAAACGUCUGCCCAAACCAAACCAGUGACCUAUAGACUUGGCGUCAUAGCCUGACACCCAACUACAGAAUCUCAGCAGAUCUUUGGUAACACAGGGCGCCGUAAUGCUUCACAAGGUUUCCGCCAACUUGUCAGGGAGUGGCAGGAAGCCAUAUGGACCCAGCGGAUUGGUGAUUCCCUUCUCGCCCACCUUAAACAAGCACUACAGAUCAUCAUACUCUCAGCCCAUCUGUUAAGAAUGCUUCCUCCUCCUAGGCUGAGAGGUCUCACAAUGUUAAACUUCUUUUUAUUUUUAUUUUGGCUUUUGUCACCCCUUUUUUUCUGUAAAUGUUAUUGAGGAUCAGAUUUGCCUUCUGAUUUGUUUUUUGGGUUUAAUUUUGAAUUCUUCUGAAGCUCUUUUUGUGAAACGUGCAUGGAUAAUAUUCCUUGAUCUGCCUUAGAGCACUGUACAAACCCAGCACACUGUAAAAUUAUACUUUAAAAGUAAAAAAAUAAAAAUAAAUGGCAUUUAAAUUA